Messenger RNA from Symsagittifera roscoffensis, 2607 nucleotides. Its product is annotated as conserved oligomeric Golgi complex subunit 2-like. The transcript has 8 exons. Gene Ontology annotation, cellular component: COG complex; membrane. Lineage: Eukaryota; Metazoa; Xenacoelomorpha; Acoela; Convolutidae. Gene Ontology annotation, biological process: intra-Golgi vesicle-mediated transport; Golgi organization; protein transport. The record is from RefSeq and is a predicted model, not a curated record. Bases 46 to 2421 code for a protein of 791 amino acids.
CACAAUAGUAUGAUAUAGGACAGGGGCAUUGCUUUCAGAGCCAGCAUGUCAACUCGUAUGUUCGAGCGAGAGAGCUCUCUCUGUUUCAAUUCAGUCGAUUUCGAGCGGGAGGGCUUUGAUGCCGACUCCUUCGUGUCCAACCAUGGCCGACUGAUGGACCUGGACUCUCUACUGGGAGACCUCAGGAGCUACCACAACAAGAUCAAACAGAGUCUGAUUGAGGUCAUCAAUUGUGACUAUGAACACUUUGUGGGUCUGUCCAAGACAUUAAGUGGACUGCAACCAGUGAUUGAGAGAGUGGAUUCUCCAUUGGUCAGUGGCACUCAAAGCUGCAGAAAGAGAUCCGACUUGGGAGACAAAGCAGAGAGAGUGAUAGAAGAGAAGAGGCGUUUGAGUAGUCGCAAGGAACAACUGAUGGCACUCAAGGCAGUCUACACAAUCCUCGCAUUCCUAGAACACAGUCUGUUCGAUCGGGAGUCUGGUCAGGGUCGAUCUCUUUCCCUCGAGGACAUGGGAACCCUAAAGCGGCUGUCACUCCAGCUCAGCAGUCUUCACUCGAAGGUGGCGGCAUGUGACCCUGAGACUCUGAGCGAGACUGUGGAGGAGAGAGUGCGACAAGUGGAGCAGCACCUGCUCAGCCAGCUGGGAUCCUGUCUGCAGAUGAGUGUGGCCUCACAGGACCACCAAGCACUGCUCUCCCUUCUCCAGAUCUAUUGCACCAUCGAGCGCAUGAACUGUGCAUACCAGGUAUACAGGAGUAAGUUUGUGCAUCCCUAUCUGAAGGACAAACUAGUGAUGUCUGCAGGCCACGUGGACACCAACUCUCUCCAUUCUCUCUUCCAACACAUUCUCGACUUCUUCCCCCAAAAAGCACUAUUUCUUGCUACUGCACUCAACAAGUCAGCCCAGUUAUCGUCAAUUUCUCGUCCAGGAAGCGAAACUACGGGCGUGGGAAUGGGAAGGAGGUUCCAGUACGAGGUGGAGGCUGUGUUUGCAGAGGCAGUGGAUCUUCUGCUGAAGAACUGUGGUCAGCUGUUCAUGCCUGUCAACUGGAGACAGUUCGCAAUGUGCUACAAACAGUGCAUGCUGUUCCUCAACCAAUUCGAAGAACAAGUUCUGCACAGUGAGGAGCAAGUGAAUUUGCUUCGGAGGAGUGACAAGUACAGACGCCUAUGCGAUAAGUGGAGUCUACCAGUCUACUUCCAGCUUGUGUUCCAGGAAGUAGUGUCCAAAGUCGAACAUGCCAUGUCUGCCCAAUGUAGAUACCUACUAUGCGAAGAAAAAGUCAAUGAUGGAGAUAACAAUGGAAUGAGUCUGGAAGUGUCGCGAGAAGUAGUUAAGUGUGUCCAAUUGUGCUGGGGAGAGGAGGCCUAUGUAAACACUUUAUGUCACAAGUUUUUGAAACUCACCCUCCAAAUCUGUCUUAGAUACAUUCAGUGGGUGCAACAAGCCACGCCUAAUUACACUCCUCCUCAGUUUCAAAGUAGCCAUCAGCAGAAUCAGAAUAGUGCGAACACAGCCACAGAUACAAAUGUUUCUGUAAUGCAGCCUUCAGAACUGUCAUCCAAUAAUGUCAACAAUAAUUUCACUACAUCUAUAUCAAAUUCAAAACAGGCAGACACUAAUUCGAAGGUUAGGACGGUAGAAACCUUGGAUAAACUGGUCAUGUGCCUUAUCUCAGAUGUGACUGCUUUUCUGGCCGUAAUGCAGACGCUUUUUGACCUGCGCAUUUACAGAGAACUGAAACAAUGCAAAGUUAACAGGGCGUCUGGCGAUCCUUUUGCUAGUAUCAGGACACAACUGAAAAAGGAGCUGGACGUUCUGGUCCAGAAGGCUGUUCAAUCCAUUGCGUCGCAAUUGAAGGAUAAAAUGCGCCCGAUAGGGGAAACACCGCGACUUUAUCGCAAGACUAACAGAGCACCGCCUGAAAAAGAGUCUGGUUAUGCUAAGAGCGUCAUGUCGCAUUUAGAGACGGUCUUCGAGGAGCAACUGUCUCGAGUUGGCCCAGAUUGUUGCCGAGAUAUGUUGCAUGAAGUGGCCGACCAGCUGUGCGAAGAAAUGAGACGGCAAGUGGAAGAAAUCUGCUCAAGUGUCGAGAAGAUAGAACAUAGUCUGAAGAAGAUUAGAAGCUCUAGGAAUCUUAAGAGUUCCAAAGACUUAAGCAGCUUAGCAUCCUCUUCAAACCUGGCGAGCGGGGAAGCAACGGGGGAUUCUGCUGUUUUUCUGAGCGACUCAGAAAAGAUAUACCUUCAACUUUAUAUAGAUGUGCAAUUCAUAAUAAAUCGGCUGAGCUCACUUGGCAAAAUGUGUGCGACUGAUUUUCAAGAGAGACCAUCAUGUGUUGCCUUGGUUAAACAGAUCGAGUUCGCGGCUCCUCAAAAACUAAAAUCAAACUUGACCCGAACGAAAGAAGAGCUUUAAUUAUAUCCGAUGUACAUAUCUUGCAAUUUUACGAAAUUAUGUAUAUAUUCCCACUAUUCAUGGUCUGUGGGAUCAAUUCAAUUGAGCUAUUGGUAAAUUCGUUUUCCUUUGCUAAUCAUGCGAAUGUAGAAGCUGUAAUUUUGACAAUGUGAAGUGUUUUCAAAUUAAUUAAGAACCAAUUAUAUU